Molecule: messenger RNA, 1041 nt
Organism: Vicia faba (fava bean)
Lineage: Eukaryota; Viridiplantae; Streptophyta; Magnoliopsida; Fabales; Fabaceae
Source: the annotation of a GenBank genome assembly
AUGCCAGAUGAUAAUAAAAACCGUUUAUGGAGAUAUACUAAUCGGAAGUUUAUCUUGCCGGUUGAAGCACGAGAUUGGAUUGAGACCACUGUUAGAGAGGCAUGGAGAAGAUAUAAGCACAAAAUUAAGAAGAAUCAUUUUUUGAAGUAUUCCAACAUGACCGAGAGACUCAAAAAUCGUCUGCCAAACGUGCCAAUAGCCCAGUUUAAGAGUCUUUGUGCUUAUUGGAGUAAGGAAACUAUACAAGCAAUCAGUGAAAAUAACACUAGAAAUAGAGCUCAACUAAAGUGGAUGCAUCGAAUGGGUCCCAAAAACUUUGCUUUGACUCGUGAAAAAGUGGAACUGGAUGUAGAAACUGGAAAAGUAAUUUCCCAACUUCAAGAAAUGGUUGAAAAGGAGGAAAGUGAUACAGAAGCUUUUAAAGUUUUUUUUGGAAAGGAGUGUCCAGGAAGGGUAUGCUGUUAUGGGAGAAACAUAACUAAAACUUCCUUAAAGAGAAAGGCAGAGAUUAAUGCUUUGAAACAAGCCCACGGUGAAGAGGUCUCUACAUUAAGGGACGAGUUUCAAGAUAAGAUUGAUAGAUUGCAAAAUGCUUUUAAGACCGUAAUACAACAAUGCAAUCCUCAAAUUAAUAUAGAGUCAAUUGAAGAUUUGUUAGGAUUGUCUCAUGGAGAUGCUAAUAGUUCCCCAAAGGAUAUAAGACCACAAAUGCAUUCAUCUACAUCAACUCAUGCUCCAUGUCAUGGAAAGCAAUGUAUCAAUGAAGAUGUUGAAAAGGACGAUAUAAAUGAUGAAAUUCAAGAGGACGACAUAAAUGAUAAAAUUCAAGAGGACGACCUAAAUGAUAAAAUUCAAGAGGACGACGUAGAUGACGAAUUUCAAGAGGACGACAUAGAUCUAGAUGAUGAAUUUCAAGAGGAGGAUAUAGAUGGUGAAUUUCAAGAGGACGACAUAGAUGAAGAAUUUAUGGAGGAUGACAUAUCUAACGAAUUUCAAGAGGACGAUCUGGAUGCUUUACUCCUAGAAGACAAACUUGAAUGA